GCGGCGUCCUCGCGACUCGCGCCGCAGUCUGCGCCCGACCCGCGACCACGAGGGUCGUUAGUGUUGUUUUGAUGAAUGUUCCGUUAUUGUUAUUCAGGGAUCGCUUCGUUUUCGCAAUAUACCGCACGCUCCGGUACUCAUAAACUAUAAACAAUUCCCAUUUUCAUUCAACGUACUCUGCGGGAUCGACUCGCAACUUCUUCAGUGAUUGUUUGGCCGAACUGUCAGUGCGCGUGUUGUGCUUUAUCGAUAACAUAACCUGUACGGCUUCAAGGGCACAGGGGAGCGACACAUCGUUGUGCUUUGGAUGCGGUGUUGUAACGGCUCGACUGAGUCCAGCGGUUGAUCUUGUAAAAUUUUAAGUGGGCGUAUUCAAAAGUUUGAGAAUCGAUCGGGUGACGUGCGUGCGUGGGAUUGAAUUUACGUAAUCUUUGUUUACCUUGGGAAUAUGCAUUGUGCUAACUGUCCGCUGUGACACCACUUGCAACAUUUUGUCCGUCAACUCUCCUGUUUAGAUCCUUGGCGUUCUCUUUUACGGACCGGUCAGCGUUUGAAGACGAAUAAUCGAGAUUAGAUUGGCAAAGCUUUCUAAAGCUUGUUUGCUACAUCACACCAGAUGGUAUUUGGAAUGAGCCAAAUUAUAAACCAACUGUACCGACCACCGGAUCUCACGUCCAGAGCGUGGGCGUGAGAUGGCACGCGCGGGCAUGUUGCACAGGGGAGGAAAAAAUGGAGCCGACGGGUGUGAUGACGUACAGCGUUCGCUGGAAUUGCUGGACCAAGUGCUGAGCGAGUACGACGAGGGCGAGCCGCGCUCGCUGGAGGCCCGCGCCGCUGCCACGGCUGCCGCGCCGGCUACGCCCGCGACGCCCGCCACGCCUGCCACUCCUGCCACGCCCGCUACGGACGACGACUCGCCGCUUGCGGGACACACAUCGGAGGACGAUGGAUACAUGAGCAUGAACGGAAGACGAGCGAAAUUCGCGUUAGGGUUCCGGCCGACGGAGGAGCGCGAGGAACCCUCGCCCCCCGACCCGCCGUCCCCGCGCUCCCCGCAUUCGCCGCAAUCCCCGCCGCCGCCGGAGGAGGCGCAGCGGAUCAUCUCUACGUUGCUACCCAAAGUGUCACCGGCAAAUUCUGGGAAGCGGACCAUUUCUGCGGAGAGGACCGAAGCUGAAAAACUGGAUUCUAUUAUUAGUGUCAAUGGAAUAACAACUGCAACUCAGACAACAUUUCCGAAAACCAGACAUCAGCGGCCAUAUGGCUGGGAUAAGGAGGUGGAGACGAACGGUUUCCAGCUGCAGCCAGCGCCCGCGCCGCCCUAUCGAUUCUCCUCGCUGCAGCACGGCGCUCGCCCGCCGCAGGACUCGGCCGCCUGGCUGCCGCCGCGACACGCACCCGUCAUCAAGUCGCCCAGCUUCGACAGUCCCCCGGUCUUCCCCUUUAUGGGCUUCUCCAGCGAAUUCAACGACAAACCGUACAAUGAACACCCCGUCACUAUAUACCCGGGACCCAACAUCCAGUUCAAUAGACAAACUAACUCGCCCACUUACAACUUACAAAAGAUAUCACCUUCGAAUUUAAAGAAUUUAGACAGGAAGAACGUAAAACGCGACAGCAGAUCGGACGGGGAGAUGCUGUCGCCGCGAGGUAAGAUACCUCCGCGGACUCUCGCCGGUUCUAUGGAGAGGCAUAGAGAAGUGUGUAGAGGUUCUUCGGAGGACGUAAUGGACGGGCGCAAGACGAGAGGCUCGAGCCGGAGCAACGACGACGAGCACUUCUCCGACGACUCCCUGGAGGAGCCGUUCCCCCCGCCCCCGCCGCCGCCCGCCGCCACCACGCCCUCCAAGCGCAACUCCAUCGCCUGGGAAGUCUCCCUCGACGGUGAUGAUCCCCUUCUCACUCCGGGUAGCACUAAGGUUAUUGGCCGUAGAAGACGAAAAUCGGGGGAUCAGUCGCACUCGAGCACAAGUUCAAUACCGCAGAGGCUGGACGACGAUUGGGGCGAGGAGUACUGGCCCCCGCCCCCCGCGCAGUGCUCCCCGCUCGCCUCGCCCGCCGUACAUAACCCCGCCGGCACCGCACACUGCGCCUCGCCCGCCUCAGACCUCGAGCACGACGCCCGCCGCGACUUCGCCUGCGGCACAUACGUCAUCAGGAAGGGCAAGAACAGGAAACAGCUCCCGACAUUCAAUAAAACCCCCACCACCAAAACCAAUACAAACAAUCUAAUUCAAACCCACAGUCUCAAUAGAAGCACCGACAAAUCAAUAGACGGCUCCAGCAUAUCUAUCAGCGGCUCCGGAUCCGUCAGCUCGUACAACUCCAGACCGAGUUCAGACUUAAGUUUGCCGCAGUCGCGCUACAGCGUCGACCUCAACUCCCGUCUCAGUCGGGAACUGAAUACGCCCAAUUCCAGGUACAGCAUAGACCUGUGCACGCCCAACUCCAGACUGAGCAAGGAGAUGACGUCGCCCAAGUCCAGGCUUAGUCUGGAUCUCAACAACGGCCAAGAUAGAUACAUCAACCCGGAAUUCUUCGGUCACAGCCCUAGAAGCAGAAAAGCGAGCGCGGAAAAGCCCGGCACGCCCAAAUGUAACGUGUCUCAAAGCAAACUGUCGCCGCAGAACAGGUUUACCGAUUUUAAAAAGUAUUCGUCGACAUUCGAUAACAUACAGUCGUUAAUUAAGGAAGGUAAAGUGGAGGAAGCUCCGCAGAUAGAGUGCAACGAGACGGUGAACGAAUUGACCACCGUUCCACCCAACAUCGUCCGAGUGAUAUCGUUGCCGAGCCUCGGCGAGGGGGAGGUGAACGGCGCGGCGCGGCAGGCUCUCAUCACCACGGUGGAGGAGGAGGAGGACGCGGAGAGCGGCGAGCCCGGCUCCAGCGGGGACACCUCGCCGCUCCGCAAGAUCGAAAAUAAUAUUAGCGCUAUUCUAAGUCAGGGACGGGACCAAAAGCACUUUACGCCGUACAUGCCUAAAGACUGGAAUAUACAUAAGGACGAGUACUGUGAUGAUGUAUCUAAGGAGAUUUUAGAAACCAAUUACCGCUAUAGCUCUAGGGACAAGCAGAGGAGACACGACAUCCAGAAGUCGUCGAGUCACAAUGAAAUACAAAACAGAUCGAUCGACCGCCGCGAUCGUUCGUCGGGCAGACGGUCGAACAGUAUGCACAAGUCGGCCAGCUCGAAGGACGCGCCCGUCGGCUUAGUGCGUCAGCCCUCAUCGUCCGACUCAGCCGUAUCGAGCGGAGGAGACUUUCCGCUAAAUGUCCAAAUAGUGGAACACCCCUACAGGCCUCCUUUGCCCCCGUCACCCAACCUCGGCCACGAGAGGGGACCUCUCCCGCAAACUCCCGAGUCUCCCAAAUUCCCUCCGCUGCCUCCCUCUCCUGUGCAAGAGGUUGAGGACGAAUACACGGAGAUCAUGCAGCCGACCGAGCGGCGUCACGUUAAAAAAGCUGAUACCUUACCAACUCCCACCUUGGAGUCAAGAAGGAGGCCUUCAGAGCCGCCGGCGGUGCCUCCGCAUCGGGACGCCACUAACAGCCUGAAGACGCGCUCCAUGGAAGCCGGCUACAACAAGAACCGCAGGAGCAGCAACUUCAAAUCUGGUUCCACGGACAGAAGAACUUUACCCACAGAUGUGGGUGCAAGUGGGGCUCGUCGUCGCACCCUGCAGCGUCAGAACCGAGACACGUCAGCAGGAUCGCGAGGUCCUCUGCAGACAUCAGCGAGCCUGCCCGAGACGCCGGUGUUCGCGCGCGGCUGCGACGUACCGCGUACUCCGCCCAGGAACUCCACGGGACCACCGCGCAAUAACACUAUGAAUUCUAUACAGACCAUAGGGAGUUCAGCGACGCUGGGCGGUUACGGGCGCGGGUCUGUGAUGGGCGCGGCGUCGGGCGUGUGUACAGGCGCCGACCUGCUGCGGCUGGGUGGACCACCGCGCGGCUGGUAUCCAAGACAACGGCACAGGCCUGCGUCCACAGAGCACUUAGACAGACUGACCACGUCGUCGAAAAUAGGAGUGGACCAUCCCGUGGCUUGGGAAGGUUCCGGCGCGCGCAAACCAUUAACGCUCCCGCCAAACCUUACGCCCAAAUUCUUCCAGAAAUCACCGCGAGAAGCGCUUCGUAGAGUCACGAGCUUAUUAAUAAGAAAAGGUAAUAAUGGUAAGGAGAAGGAGAAUGCUCGCAGCAAGGAGGCAACGUCGCCGGCGGCGCGCUCUGCUAACGGCGAUGAACAUCCAGGACAGAAACAACGCAAAGGAUUCUUUAGAAGCUUCUGGAAAAAAUCUCGCCACUAUUCCUUGGAGCAUCCGUGACGAGACAAGUCGAUCUGUGGUAUGACCAUGAAGUCUCUUCCGUAGCCAUUGCGAAUGGGGAAGGAACUACGUGACGAGGGCACGUAACUAUUCGUUAAGUAUGUAUACCACGCCGCGAGUUAAAUAAGUCAUUUCUGUUGUUUUGAUCUAAAUAAUGUAAUAUUAAUUCAAUGAUUUCAUGCAAGAGGGAUAAAGUUGUAGUUAGAAAUAAAACGUUUGCCAUACGACAUGGAAGCUGCCAGCACUGUAGCCGGUACGCACAUUACAACACGUGACUUUUUAUUUGUCUUGUCUGUUGUAUUCUUUACAUGACUCUGUUGAGUCGGUUGUAUAGCGAUACGUGCAUAAGAUUAUAUAACACGCAUAAUUUAUUUGUAAGAUGAUAAUAAGCAUGAUUUUUGUGCAAUUUUAAAACUUUUCUUUCUUAUAAAUAGAUGUAGAAAUGUAGAUAGCUGACCAUGUAGUAACUUAUGUACAUCCAACGUUUUCUUUUUAUUGGUAUUUAUAAGUAAUUAUAACUGCAAAUCGACCCCUAUGUAUUCGCAAAACUAUUUAUGCCGAGUUAUUGAAUCUACGCUUUAUCUACACACAACUUAUAUAAGAUUAACUUUUAAAUGAAUCGUUGGAUACUAAUUACUUUGUACUGUAGGGUUAGAUCGUGCAAGAUGGUCCUCGUGUUCCGUAUGAUACAUCUUGAAGAACCAAAUCACUUGAUAGGCAUUAGCUACGAGUCUUAACAUUUUAUACCGAUCCUUGUAUUCGAGUGUACUUAACUCUUAUUAUUGUAGAUUUUGUCAAGGAAAAUAAAUUAUGUUCAUUAGCAGUAAAUAUUGUUUCAUUGAUUU
Papilio xuthus (Asian swallowtail) is the source of this 5173-nucleotide messenger RNA. RefSeq lists its product as uncharacterized. The record is from RefSeq and is a predicted model, not a curated record. The transcript is spliced from 16 exons. The coding region runs from base 693 to 4328 and encodes 1211 amino acids. Lineage: Eukaryota; Metazoa; Arthropoda; Insecta; Lepidoptera; Papilionidae.